GAAAGUAGACUUUCAAACACCCAUUCAUCCAACCCUUUUCAUAUCCAUUUAUCCAAUACCAAGUUAGUGGGACCCUGACGCUUCCCGUGCUUUCAAAAACAUACUAAAUUUAUUUUGGUUAUACGUAAAACAAUCUGUCAAUAAUUAAAACCAGCCAAUGCAACCCCAUUUUUGGAACUCCAAAAAUGAGUGAAUAUCUCAAGCCCUGCAAUGCUCAACCAAAGGUUACGCCCUUGUAUACGGCUAACCUGAUUCUUAGUUUUGCAGAACGGACGCUAUAAUAAGUAUAAAUCAUAUAAGAAAGUACGAGACUUGCAGAUAAUACCCAGCAAUCUUUAAAAAAAAAAACACGCAUACGUGGUAUGCUUCUUAAAUGAAAAGCAGACUUGAAAUUGCGCUCGUGAUUUACCGUCGCAUUGUAGCGUACAGACGUUUGCUGAACUCUGGACUUCAGAUUUACCCGGAAGGCGAUUGCUUUGGAGCGUAACUGAAAAAGCACGAAUUAAAGCAGGACAUAUUAUUUUUGUCGCAAAGGUAUGUGCCGGUAGAAAUUCAACAACAUUGCAACAGUCAAGAAUAUUAACAUUAAGUGGCCUACAAAGAUCUAGCUUAUUUACUGACCCUUCUAGGUAUAUCAUCCAAGUUAUGGCUAACACGACACCGAAAGCGCCACCGGAGAAAACGAUGCUGUUUCAGCAGCAGCGGCCCGGCGGACUGACGUACAGGAUCCCGUCUCUGACCUACAUAAAGGACGGGGAUGACCGCAUCUUCCUAGCCAUUGCGGAAAAGCGGUCCACUCCAUGUGACACCGACGCGGAAAUCCUGGUCAUGCGAAAAGGAAAGUUGCAUUUAAACGGAACGGCAGAGUGGUCACCCAUUCGGGAACUGAGUUCAGCGAGCCUGCCGGAGCAUCGCACCAUGAACCCCUGCUUAGUACGUGAAAAAAUAUCGGAAACUCUCUUCCUUUUUUUUAUUUGCAUUCCGAAGAAUGUAUCUGAAACCCAACAGAGGUGCAGAGGUAAAAAUGCAGCCAGGCUCUGCUAUAUAUCCAGCACAGACAAGGGGGAGCACUGGAGUAAGGUAACAGACUUGACGGAGAGUGUGAUUGGAAGACAGAUUCACAGGUGGGCAACUUUUGCCCUUGGACCAGGACAUGGCAUCCAGCUUCUGAGUAACGGCAAAUUGAUUGUGCCUGCGUACGUUUACUACAUCCACUGCAAGAGCUGCUGCUAUCCUUGCCCAAAAUAUAUAAGGCCACAUGCCUUUUAUUUCUACAGUGAAGACAGAGGUGAGACUUGGCAUAUCAGCAAGCGUGUGAAGAAGAACUCCGCAGAGUGUGAAGUCGCCGAGAUCAUUGAUGGCAGCGCCAAUAGCCAUGUGUAUUGUAAUGCCCGGAGUUCAAAGGGUCACAGAGUAGAGGCUUUUGGUGAGAGCAACAGAGCUGACUUUGACAGGUGUAAUUCAGCACGGGCACUUGUGGAACAGCACCACGGGUGCCAAGGUAGCGUGAUCGGGUUCCCUGCACAGAAAACGGACCACGGCAGCGAUAUGCAGACCUGGCUGCUGUUUUCUCACCCCACCAACUGCAAGAAGAGAAAGGACUUGGGUGUGUAUGUGAACAAGAAGCCACUUUGCGCAUCUGACUGGCAGAAGCCCUGGAUCAUCUGUCCUGGCCCCAGUGCUUACUCUGACUUGACCUACUGUGCAGAUUUGGGACUAUUUGCCUGUUUGCUAGAAUGUGGCGAGAAGCAUGAGAAUGAGCAGAUUGCUUUCGUAAGUUUCCCACUUGAUGAUGUGUUGGAGGCAACCGAUAACUAACUUGCGGGUUUACCUAACCUACAGGUAUGACUAACCUACGGGUGUACCUAACCUGUGUGUAUGGAUGGAUGGAUGGAUGGACUUCAUGCUUUGCAGAAUGUGUCUAGUUUAACAUUUAGGGCCCACAAACAAAAUUAUUA
Brienomyrus brachyistius is the source of this 1958-nucleotide messenger RNA. RefSeq names its product sialidase-3-like. The coding region runs from base 646 to 1818 and encodes 390 amino acids. NCBI's taxonomy places the organism in Eukaryota, Metazoa, Chordata, Actinopteri, Osteoglossiformes, Mormyridae. Gene Ontology annotation, molecular function: exo-alpha-sialidase activity. Gene Ontology annotation, biological process: oligosaccharide catabolic process; ganglioside catabolic process. The transcript is spliced from 3 exons. Gene Ontology annotation, cellular component: membrane; lysosome; cytoplasm. The record is from RefSeq and is a predicted model, not a curated record.